GAGAGGUCUGCCUCAGAAUCUUGGCUUGGCCGGCGUCGGUUUCCUUCAACACUGGCUGGCCCACAGCGAAACCGCUCAGAGUGGCAGAGAGACCGGAGGAGAGGCCGCUUGUUAACUUCUUCCCUGCUGCUGGACCAGGAGAGAGACUCCUCCAAGCUGAGAUUUGGGAACGAUGUUCUCCACAUGGGCUCUGCUUUUUCUUUUAAUGCUGAGUAAGCCAGCACUGGUUGCCGCCGAUCCGGUACGCAUCGACCCCCAAGGCCACCCAGAACGGAACGACUGGUGCGACAACCACAACACAAUUCACAGGCGUUUAGAGAACAUCCAAGAGAAGGUAGAAAAAACAGUUGACCACCUGGAAUCGGAAGUCAAGUCCCUUCUCAGCGCUGUAAGCGAAACAGCCUGGAAUGUCCCUCUGGCUCCUGAAACGCCGCUCCUGGAUAUCUUUGAAGAUCCCAGCUGAACAUGGCAAAGAUGGUGGAAUAGAAGGACAGCUCCGAAAUAGGCACGGCCCAUCUGGAUAAUUCAUACAGCUGCACUCCAUCCCAUCUUUAGCUUUUCAGCUAAAACAGUAUAUCUAGUCUUGGGACAGACAAUAUUUCACAGCGAGCCCCUGUAAGUUGUUCAGUAAAAUUCACUAACAAUUAAAAAAAGACAUUAAUUCGGAAGACAC
This is a messenger RNA of Gekko japonicus, 673 nucleotides long. RefSeq names its product placenta specific 9 (gene PLAC9). The transcript is spliced from 4 exons. The coding region runs from base 173 to 463 and encodes 96 amino acids. Lineage: Eukaryota; Metazoa; Chordata; Lepidosauria; Squamata; Gekkonidae. The record is from RefSeq and is a predicted model, not a curated record.